ACACACACCUGCCGACACACGCAGUGGUUAUCCAGUCAGUUUUAAGUAAUUGAGAGAUUCAUGUUUUCCUCUCAUUGGAUCUCGGCGGCUGUCUGAGCCGCUGCGUGUCUAAGAGGAGAGGAGGGACUCAAGUUAAAGAGGAAGGUUUCAGUCCGGUUUCCACUCCGAGCAGAACACCCGCGCUGCCUCCUUUCAGAGAGAAAUGGGGUGUAGGCUCCCAAAGUUACGGAAAGCCGAAGAAAGGCGCAGCCCUGGCAACAUCUACUCCACCCUACGAAGGCCUCAGGUGGAAACCCAAGUCGGUGUGGCCUACACCUACCACUUUCUGGAUUUCAUGCUGGGGAAAGAAGAGAUGCCGGUGUCGUCGGUGCUUUGUCUGUCGUCGGUCAGAGAGCUGCCGGUCCAGGUCAGGGAGCUCUACGCUCAGGGUUUCGUCCUGGUUGCUGUGCACCCGUUUGUACACCCCUGUGGCCCUCGUCAUGCACACAUCCAGCGUCAGCUCCACCGGGCCGUGCUGGUCAGAGAAACACAAAGUUCUGAGAAAAGUAACCUGAGGCGGGAUAGAAGUCGCCUAGAGACGGACGUCUGUGUGACCAAUCAACAGGCUGCAGAUCCAGACGUGAUCCAGAACUAUGUCAAAAAGAUCCAGGAUGUGGCAGAACAAGGUGUGAUGUUCGUGGGCUUCCUGCAGCAGCCAGGCGGAGGGCCGUAUUUCUUGGGUCACUGGGACCCCGAGGAUCUAUCGUCUCUCCAUUCAAGCCCGUCGCCAAUACAUCGACACCCUUUCAGCACCAGCACAAGCCCCACAGAUCCAACAGAACCUGAUUCCAACAGCGCAGAAGCUGAUCUCUGCUGCUGUGAAGAUUACAACUCAGUGGAACGUGGCAAACAGGACCAGCACACUUCUGCUCCCAGGGGACAGAAGCACACUCAGAGUUCAGCACCUUCCCCAGAUGAGUUCAGUGACCACAUAGUAACCUCACAGACAGACAUCAGAGAAUCAGCAAGUCAGCCUCAGCAGAAACCAGCAGGAACAUUAAGGCUGCAGGAGUCUGAAUUAGCUAGCGAUGACCAUAACGUCCCUGCAGCUGCAGAGAAAUACUCUAACUGUUCAAAUCGCAGAGAAAAAAGAAGAGGCUCAAGCUCGGACAGCUGCAUGAGCUCCCCGGAGCUGGACCACAGUGAAUCAGGCCGGACAGAUGGGCAGAGCCGGGUGGCUACACAUAACAACAACCACAUACGAGUAAAGAACUCUGAGAAGGACAAGAGGGCUACUUCACCUCCGAGGCAUGCCAGGAUGCAGCUGUUUGCCUUGUACAACCACACAGAAGAGCCGGACACCUCUCCGAGGUUCUACUCUCUCAGGGUGCCACUACGUGUACACAAGGAGGCGGGGCAAAUUACAGAGGUGGACGCCAACUGGCUCGACCACAUGACGCAGCAUUUUAUCAGUGGGGCGAACCUCAUCGAUGGCUUUGUCCACCUGACUAAUGACAACAACGAUAAUGGGGUGUCAUGUGUGGACAGUGUCUUCAUCUUCCAGAGCUCAGCAGAGGAGCCUGCAAACACCUCCUAUGAUGCCAUCGUGGUUGAACAAUGGACUGUUGUAGACGGGGUGGUGGUGAAGGCCGACUACAUCCCUCUGCUGCAGUCACUCGCUCCGUAUGGAUGGAGGCUGAUGUGUGUGCUGCCUACACCCAUCGUCAAGACAAACAGUGACGGAGGUUUGUCGACGAAGCAGAUCCUCUUCCUUCAGAGACCCGUUUUGCAGCGCAAGAGAAAAGACUUCAAGAUGCUGAACCUCCGAGGUCGCAGCAAGGCAAAGAAACAUUCUGCUGGAGAAGCGCUAGACGAGCACGAGAGCAAGUCCCUCGUGGCUGAGACUGAGCUGGACAGGCUGGGCAUCGACACCGAGGAGGAGAGGAAGAGCAAAAGAGCGAGUCUUCAGAGAGGUGGAGAGGAUGCACCACAUCAAAGAGGCUUCUUGUUCCUGUCAGAACGCACGGCUUCUGUGGAGCGUCAGGAAGAGGAAACUGACGUGGACGAGAUCCCACAGGAGAGGUCUGUGAGGUGGACGGAUUUGUGUCUGAGAGACGAUGGAGGCGUAAAGGAGAGGAUCCGGGCGGAGGACAGGAUCAGACAGCAGCUGUUUUCAGGCGUCUGCUGACCUGUUUGGCUCAAAGUGAGAGGAGGAUGAAACCUGGCAGUUAGUAGAGCUGCAGUUUUAGUUCCUGUGGAAGCGCUGGAUGAGCCCCUGCUCUGUGUGUUUUACUGGUUCUGAUGGGAGGAGUGUGAGCAGUGGUCCGAUGGGCUCCAGCUAAUGCCUUAAGUAGUUCCACUUCACAGUAAUGUCUUGUUUUAGACGGGAAAGGUUCCAUUUCUCUCAUCCCACCGUACUUUUCUACAUGCACUGGGGAAAGGAUUUCAUGUUCAGCUGUAGAGCACGAGUGAUGCGUAGAUCCUGCACUUUUUUAUUUGACCUGAUUCACGUUUCAGUUACGAGCUUAAAAACAACUUUGAGUGGAGCCGAGUGAAGAAGGUAGGUGGAAUCCUUUUGGGGUGCUUUCCAGAUGUUUUCAUCGGCCGAGCAGAUCUGGUGCCACGUUCAUGUUAAAUUUUAGUUCUGCUUCUAGAUGAAUAAACAAACCUGUUGAUGUGACGGGAAAAGGUCGCCCUGAUGCUGCUGAAACCAGAGAAAUGAAAGGCCCGGCCUUUUGGGACGCUCGCCACCUCCCAGGCCAGAGUGUUAUGGUGAAAUGUUGGUUAUUGUCUUUUGUUCGGUCCUUAAAACAACGGAGUUGAGGUCUGCUCUCCCCUAGCAGGUAUGUAGUGUACCUGUGUUUGCUGAUAUUGAUAAGCUGCUGCAGUCUAAAAUGUAAUCAACUGUAGAUACUAAUCCAUAAACCUUAAAAAUAACAGAUUACAUAAUCCAGAAAUACGUGAAAAUAUAAACUUGUCUGUGAUUUAUAAACUACUUUGAAAGAACACAAAUCAAAUCUGAACUACAUGGUUUUUAUACGAAUCUAAAUGCAGCAAGCUGCCUAAUCCCAUAUUUACGGUAUUGAUGUAAAACUGUUAAAGCAGCCCGAGGCUCUAAUCGGACACUUCUAGAACUAUUACCUGUUUGACAACGUGAUAACAAAUCAGUAUUUAUUGAUAGUUUGGUGUUUUGUGUCUCUGAAAGGCCAUAACUGCUUCACAAACCCGACAGAUCAGCUGUAGCACCACCCUUUAUCAGACCGGUGAUCAGGAAGCAAAGCAACCAUUUCAGAGGGAAACAUUCUAGAACUUCAAAAUGACGUUUCUUUUUCAAACGAGGGUUUCUCCUGGACCUGAUGAGUGCCGUCGUGUCAGUGGUGUAACAUGUAGGUCAUGAUGUAAUCACACGGUCAAUAAAAGCGUUUUAAAACAAA
Molecule: messenger RNA, 3413 nt
Organism: Nothobranchius furzeri (turquoise killifish)
Lineage: Eukaryota; Metazoa; Chordata; Actinopteri; Cyprinodontiformes; Nothobranchiidae
Gene: rftn1a
Product: raftlin, lipid raft linker 1a
Source: RefSeq, a predicted model, not a curated record